Balaenoptera ricei (Rice's whale) is the source of this 1402-nucleotide messenger RNA. It is a transcript of the gene KCNK12, whose product is annotated as potassium two pore domain channel subfamily K member 12. NCBI's taxonomy places the organism in Eukaryota, Metazoa, Chordata, Mammalia, Artiodactyla, Balaenopteridae. Gene Ontology annotation, cellular component: membrane. Gene Ontology annotation, molecular function: potassium ion leak channel activity. Gene Ontology annotation, biological process: potassium ion transmembrane transport; stabilization of membrane potential. The coding region runs from base 1 to 1293 and encodes 430 amino acids. The transcript has 2 exons. The record is from RefSeq and is a predicted model, not a curated record.
AUGUCCUCCCGCAGCCCCCGGCCCCCGCCCCGCCGCUGCCGCCGCCGCCUGCCGCGCCCCUCCUGCUGCUGCUGCUGCUGCCGCCGCUCGCACCUCAACGAGGACACGGGCCGCUUCGUGCUGCUGGCGGCGCUCAUCGGCCUCUACCUGGUGGCGGGCGCCACAGUCUUCUCGGCGCUCGAGAGCCCGGGCGAGGCGGAGGCGCGGGCGCGCUGGGGCGCCACGCUGCGCAACUUCAGCGCGGCGCACGGAGUGGCCGAGCCGGAGCUGCGCGCCUUCCUCCGGCACUACGAGGCCGCGCUGGCAGCCGGCGUCCGAGCCGACGCGCUGCGCCCGCGCUGGGACUUUCCCGGCGCCUUCUACUUCGUGGGCACCGUGGUGUCGACCAUAGGUUUCGGCAUGACCACCCCCGCGACGGUGGGCGGGAAGGCCUUCCUCAUCGCCUAUGGGCUGUUCGGCUGUGCCGGCACCAUCCUGUUCUUCAACCUCUUCCUGGAGCGCAUCAUCUCGCUGCUGGCCUUCAUCAUGCGCGCCUGCCGGGAGCGCCAGCUGCGCCGCAGCGGCCUGCUGCCCGCCACCUUCCGCCGCGGCUCGGCGCUCUCGGAAGCCGACUGCCUGGCGGGCUGGAAGCCCUCGGUGUACCACGUGCUGCUGAUCCUGGGUCUGUUCGCCGUGCUGCUGUCGUGCUGCGCCUCGGCCAUGUACACCAGCGUGGAGGGCUGGGACUACGUGGACUCGCUCUACUUCUGCUUCGUCACCUUCAGUACCAUCGGCUUCGGGGACCUGGUGAGCAGCCAGCACGCCGCCUACCGGAACCAGGGGCUCUACCGCCUGGGCAACUUCCUCUUCAUCCUGCUCGGCGUGUGCUGCAUCUACUCGCUCUUCAACGUCAUCUCCAUCCUCAUCAAGCAGGUGCUCAACUGGAUGCUGCGCAAGCUGAGCUGCCGCUGCUGCGCGCGCUGCUGCCCGGCGCCCGGCGCGCCCCUGGCCCGGCGCAACGCCAUCACCCCGGGCUCCCGGCUGCGCCGCCGCCUGGCCGCGCUCGGCGCCGACCCCGCGGCCCGCGACAGCGACGCCGAGGGCCGCCGCCUGUCGGGCGAGCUCAUCUCCAUGCGCGACCUCACGGCCUCCAACAAGGUGUCGCUGGCGCUGCUGCAGAAGCAGCUGUCCGAGACGGCCAACGGCUACCCGCGCAGCGUGUGCGUCAACACGCGCCAGAACGGCUUCUCGGGCGGCGUGGGCGCGCUGGGCAUCAUGAACAACCGCCUGGCCGAGACCAGCGCCUCCAGGUAGACGCGUGCCUCGCCGCGCCACGGACCCUCACCAGGCUGGGGUGCAGCCGGGCGGCGUUUGCUUUCCUUCUCUCAGACGCUGGCGCUUUCUUAACCUUUAUCCAAUAAAA